AUGGCAAACAACGCACCUCUUAGAGAUAUUCCACCGUGGGAGGAGGUUGAUGACAAUGUAGAGGAAGAGGUACCUCUAGUACCUCAAGGACAAAGGAGAGGCCGACAGGCCAAUGAUAAUAAUAUUCUAGACCCUCCCCCGCUACCUCCAAGAGCUGUACCUCGAGUGCUUCCAAACCAGAGCUAUGCCAGUGCAAUUGUCCCGCCCCGGAUCUGGGCGGAUCUGAAACUGGGUGAUGGAGCUCAAUCAGUGAAAGAAGAAACAACAGCAGCAAAUACAGAUUCUUCUUCUUCUUCGUCUUUUCAGAAUUUUCAAAGCUUUUGCAACCCAGAUUUUCAAAGCUUUCACGGAUUCAACAAUCAACCAUCAACGAUGGUUAAAUCAAGAGGAGGUGGUGACAAACAGAAAGGUAGAGCAGAGUCCUCCCGGGGUAGGGGACGAGGCAUGAUCAAAUUGACCCCAACAGUUUGUAAAGCAAUUGGGGAAACUAGAAAACUAAUCAAGGCUGCGAAUAGAGCUGCUUCCCAUUCUGAGGGAAGUGAGUACUUGCCCUCCCGGGAGGCAUCUGAGUCUGAUUCAGUGCCGGAGUAUGUACCUGACUUCCCGGAGAGGCUUCGUUUGAGAGAUUCACCUACACCUCCAGGCUCUCCUACUGCUCGUGCUUCAGUUCAGGUUCCAUCUGAGUCGUCUGAGGGCUCAGCAGAGAGCAGUGACAGUGCAGCCUCUACUUCACCUACAACUUCGUCACCCGGUGAGGAUCCCAUUGAUGAAGAAGAAGGGGGAGAACCCCAGCCCGGGGGUGUGGAGAGAACUAGAAACCCCGAGGUGUGGAAAAGGAGGUUUGUCAGUGAGCUAGCUUACCACAAGUUCCGGGAAUGGUGGCCUCUGAGGUCACUUAUUAUUGAGCGCCAGUUCAUACAGAGGGAUCUCCUACCUCACAACCCUAAUGUGAAGAGGCAAUUCAGAGAACGACCGGGGUAG
Nicotiana attenuata is the source of this 981-nucleotide messenger RNA. Its product is annotated as serine/arginine repetitive matrix protein 2-like. Lineage: Eukaryota; Viridiplantae; Streptophyta; Magnoliopsida; Solanales; Solanaceae. The transcript is spliced from 3 exons. The record is from RefSeq and is a predicted model, not a curated record. The coding region runs from base 1 to 981 and encodes 326 amino acids.